UACAGAAAUCCCCAAAUGUUUUUGGCUCUAUAUAAUUGGUCCGGUUCUCUAAGAGCUCAAGUGGUGAUGGACAGCCAGCUUCUCUGCUCUAAACGGGACAUCUCAUUGCUUAAACCCUGCUCAAUCUGUGCUCGGAAAACAAUUCCAAGCCGGUUUUAUCGUGUUCCGGCAGGAUUUUUUCAUAAAGGGAUUAAGUGCUCUAUGAAGUCAUACAGAUUAUCAGAACUUUCUCGGACUGAGGUUGAAAGCCUGAAGGCUCGUCCUCGUAUAGAUUUCUCUUCCAUUUUCAGCACGGUCCAGCCCAUUGUUGAUGAUGUUCGCAAAAGAGGCGAUUCUGCAGUUAAAGACUAUACUGUAAAGUUCGACAAAGUUGAACAGGAAAAGAUUGUGGAAAAAGUCUACGAGCUCCCAGAUCCAGUGCUUGAUCCAGUUGUCAAAGAAGCAUUUGAUGUGGCAUAUGACAAUAUAUAUGCAUUUCAUGUUGCUCAGAAAUCUACCGAGAGAAGUAUUGAGAACAUGAAAGGUGUCAAAUGCAAACGAGUGGCCAGAAGCAUCUCAUCUGUAGGUCUGUAUGUUCCUGGGGCUGCAGUUUUACCUUCAACUGCUCUGAUGCUUUCUGUUCCAGCACAGAUUGCAGGGUGUAAAACUGUUGUUCUUGCAACUCCCCCUGGUCAGGAUGGUAGCAUAUGCAAGGAGGUACUAUAUUGUGCCAAGAAGGCUGGUGUGACUCAUAUCCUUAAAGCUGGAGGAGCUCAGGCAAUAUCUGCCAUGGCUUGGGGGACGGAAUCUUGCCCUAAGGUUGAGAAGAUUUUUGGCCCCGGAAAUCAAUAUGUCACUGCUGCGAAAAUGAUUCUCCAAAACAGUGAAGCCAUGAUCUCAAUUGACAUGCCUGCAGGCCCUUCUGAAGUUUUGGUCAUUGCUGAUAGACAUGCCAAUCCUGUUCACAUAGCUUCAGAUUUGCUUUCCCAGGCUGAGCAUGGUCCUGAUAGUCAGGUUGUUCUUAUCAUCACUGGGGAUGGUGUGGAUUUAGAAGCUAUAGAGAAGGAGAUUAAGCAGCAGUGCCAAAGUCUUCCAAGGGGAGAGAUUGCUUUGAAAGCAUUGAGCCACAGUUACACAGUGUUGGCUCGUGAUAUGGUUGAGGCAGUCUCUUUCUCAAACAUGUAUGCGCCUGAGCAUCUGAUUAUUAACGUGAAGGAUGCAGAAAAGUGGGAGAGUUUCAUUGAGAACGCAGGCUCUGUAUUUGUAGGGCAGUGGACGCCAGAGAGCGUGGGAGAUUAUGCAAGCGGGACGAACCAUGUUCUUCCAACAUAUGGGUAUGCAAGGAUGUAUGGCGGCGUGUCUUUGGACUCGUUCCUGAAGUACAUGACGGUACAAUCUUUGACUGAGGAAGGUCUGAUAAAGCUUGGGCCAUAUGUGGCAGCAAUGGCGGAAGUUGAGGGACUUGAAGCCCACAAAAGAGCUGUAACUCUUAGGCUUCAGGAUAUUGAAGCUAAGCAGGUUUCCGGUAUGAGAUGAUGCUCCAAUUGUGGACUAUUGGCAUUCACAAAACGUGACCAUGAUGGACUUUGCUCGCUACCAAAUCCCUUGGCUACAAAGCUGCCCUCCCUAGGGUAACAAUGUUUCUUAAACGAAUCAGGUUGAGGACUUUGUGUAGUUCGAUCGAAUAUCCACCGGAUCUUUGUAUUUCUGGUUGUCAGCUAUUUUGAUGAAAUGUGAAUGACCAUAAUUACGAGACA
Molecule: messenger RNA, 1736 nt
Organism: Juglans microcarpa x Juglans regia
Lineage: Eukaryota; Viridiplantae; Streptophyta; Magnoliopsida; Fagales; Juglandaceae
Product: histidinol dehydrogenase, chloroplastic
Biological process (GO): L-histidine biosynthetic process
Cellular component (GO): cytoplasm; chloroplast stroma
Molecular function (GO): NAD binding; histidinol dehydrogenase activity; metal ion binding
Source: RefSeq, a predicted model, not a curated record